GCUGGGCCGACCCCGCCCAUUGAAAUUCUAGUAGUUUCUAGAGCCGCAGAAAGAACGCCCUCCCCGAAUCAAUCUUGCUCUCCAAGACAGACCUUCUUACUUUAUAAUUAUCAAAAACCGAAAAUUGGCGACCAAGAAACUGACAACAGAUCAAACUAAUGGAAGCACAAAAAAGUCAAGCAGAAAAACAGCAAUCACCUGUUGCCCCAAACCCUGCCAUGGCUUCAUGUAGAAAGAAGAAGAAAGAUGGUGCGACUUUCUUGGAGGAUGUUAAGGAUCACAUUGAUGAGUUUAUCCAUGCAUCAAUGGAUGAACACAAAACUUGUUUUAAGAAGACCAUCCAAAAGAUGUUUGGAAUGUCAAAAAUUGUGGCAGAAAGGAAUGCUGACACCAGUGGCGUUGAAAGCUCCCUGCCCCUUCAAACAACAGUUUCAGACUAGAACAUCUUUCCUCUUGCUAUCUUGCAACAUUUUCUAUUUAAUUUUGGUGACAAUAAUGAACUUGUAUUAGGUGAAGAUGUUCAAAUUGUAGAUCAACUUUUAUCAAUAAAGAUGACCUUUGUGUGUA
Messenger RNA from Mangifera indica (mango), 567 nucleotides. RefSeq lists its product as uncharacterized. The transcript has 3 exons. Bases 159 to 440 code for a protein of 93 amino acids. The record is from RefSeq and is a predicted model, not a curated record. NCBI's taxonomy places the organism in Eukaryota, Viridiplantae, Streptophyta, Magnoliopsida, Sapindales, Anacardiaceae.